This is a messenger RNA of Cuscuta epithymum, 17595 nucleotides long. NCBI's taxonomy places the organism in Eukaryota, Viridiplantae, Streptophyta, Magnoliopsida, Solanales, Convolvulaceae. The record is from the annotation of a GenBank genome assembly.
CAGCUUUUUUCUGACCAGCAGUCCCACCAUUUCUCUGCUGAGGAGGUGGCUGCCCAUCAGGCUGACCUGGCUAGUCAGUUCGAGCGGAUCUCCCUCUAUGAUCCUGCUCAUGAAAUGCUGGAGAGGGGUGGCUGUCCAGCGAGCCAGAUCUGGUCCACCUCUGGUUUCCUCAAUGGACACAACCUUCCCCCAAUACCGGUGGAGGAGAUCGAGGAGUGCAUUGCCCUGACUGUCCUGAAGGCAGGGAUAUACAGCCUGAAGCUCAAGGAGACCAGGCAGGCCAAGGAACAAGGCUUGCUGAUGGCCAAGGAAACGGCCGAACAGGCAGCAGAGGCCGAACGGCGGGCUUUUGCUGAGGAGCGGAAGAAGCUAGAAGCCGAGGCAGGGGAGCUCCGUGUUAAAGUGGGCGCUCUCCAAGCCAAGAUUGCAGCAGCUGAGGCUGCUCAGAUCAAAUUCUCUGAGGCUCCCCCUCAGAUCCCGGACGGACCGGCCGAAAUGAAAGUUGAUCUUUCCGCCGUUCGGGAUUCCUUCAAGGCUUCAGAGGAGUUUCUGGCUCUGAAGGAGAAGUAUGCCACCGAACAGCUCCCCGCUGUCUUCGGGAGGCACUUGGAGAAAGUGGCUGGAGAGGAGCGCCAGAAGGAGGGGAUCAGGGUGCUUGAUCAGCAUCCUGUCACCAAGGAGUGGGCUGAUAUCCUUGCCCGGGGGAUCUACAGUUCAGGCUGCCAACAUAUGCUCCAGCCUCUCCUCCCCCUCCUAGAAAAGUAUAUGGGCCGAUCAGUGCAAUCCUCCGACUUUCCCUCUGAUCUCCAUCCGGGUCAUCUGAACGCCCUGAUGGCACAGAUGAAAAAGUGCCGGCGAGCCCUGGGGAUGGAGGUCGUGCAGAUUGUAGAUGAGGCUGAUGAAGACGAUGAUGAAGACGAUGAAGAUCAUCCCGAACAAUAGAUUAGACAUUAUCUGUAUUUCCUUUCCUUUGAAUCAGUAGUUUUUGUACUUUCCGGCCAGUAGAGCCGAUGAAUAUACAACUUUUGCUUGCUCAUUUCGUCUUUGUGACUUUUACUGUACUUUAUAUUUGUUUUUCACCUAUCAAUUCGCCUCCGCAAUAGGUUUCAUGUUGCUUUGUUCGGGUGAUCUCCAUAAUCUGAAGCGAUCAGGUCACCUGUUCGGGUGAACUCCUUGUUAAAUCCAGAAUUCAGGACUUAAUAAUCUUGUUAACGCAUGUUGUUCAUAAUGAACCCGUCCAGUCUGUACUUAUGAUCUUAAUAUAAGACCCUAGUGCCCUUUUCAUUCGUUCGUAAGCUUUCAUUCUGACUAGUUGGAAAUUGUGUCCGGUAUUCGGGAUGUAUUUUUGCUCUCUUUGUUGCAUCUGUCAUAUUCUUUCAUGUUAGAUAACCAUACUGUUCGGGUACGCCCAUCAUUUUUACCACCGUUAUAAAUUUCCUUCCUGUUCGGGGAAACGCUUGUAGCCCUUUUCUUUUAUCCCGUUCGGGGAGACGUUUUUAGAGGUUCGUGAACUUUGCUGAUUUCAACCCCGUUCGGGUGUUCACCCACCCCAAAGGAUGCUUUAACUUCUCUCAAUCGUCUUGACACGUGUCUAUUAUUCAUUCGAAUUCCUGGCGGUAGCAUUUCCUUAUAUAAGGAUGCAGCUACUUUGUUUCAGUUUUUUCUGCUGCUUCUGAAUUCCUUCAAGUUUUCUCUCUCUAGAAUUUUCUCCGUUAUUCUAUGUCUGCCUUUUCUGGUUCGUCAGACUCCGAAGAGAUGGCACCCACUUUGAUUCGCCUUUCAAGGGGAAAAGCUCACCCCAAAGAUCAAGGUACAUCUACCCGAUCGUCGGGUUCUAACGGGUCUUCUGCCUCACUUCAUCCCGAACAGCCCCUCCCUGAUGAUGGAUGUCAGUCGGGAGAUGACCUAGCCAUCUAUAAUAAGGGCAUGCCUGAACGGCCCCCCCCCAUUAUAGUCUGAACUUUCAUUGCAUCAGGAAGCAACGUCAACGCCUUCCUGCUGAUGCAGAACAGACGCUCCGCCAAUUACUACCUCCACCCCGUCAGUUCAAUGCGGGGUUCAUCAAACAUCCCAUGCGACACCGUCCGGGAUGUGUGUUGGUGCACAUGGAUGCCUUGGUUGCUGGUUUGCGGUUCCCUUUGCACCCGUUCGUUGUGGAGUUCCUCCGCCGGGUAUCAGUAUUGCCGGCACAGUUCGUGCCUAGCACCUACAGGAUCCUGAAUGGGUUCAUUGUCUGGUGCCACGACCUGGGAAUUGCCCCCAACGUGGACCUCUUUUUGCACUGUUAUGGCAUCCAGCCUUACUGGACCACUGGGUAUUUGCGGCUUGUGGCCCGUCCUGGCCGUUCGCUUUUCACCGACAACCCCACCCCUCCGGAAAAAUGGGAGGAAAGAUUUGUGUUUGUAUUCGUGGGGUCGCCGCUUCCCUUCCCUGAUCGGUGGAACACCUACCCCGUUCAGGACGCCUCCCCAAGGGUGGAUGCAGCUAUUCUCUGCCAGUACGAAAGGCUCCGUCUGGCCGGUUCCAAGAACCUACGGUCUUUCUUGACUCCCGCUAAGAUGCUAGCUGCUGGCAUCGGUAUGAUUCUUCCAUUACUUUGCUCGUUCGGUAUAUUUUUCAAUAUCUUGUUCAUUUUUCUUUGUUCUUCCCUGUAGGUGUGAUUCCCCCCGUCUCCAUAAAGCGUCCUGCUCCUACUCCUUCCUCCACCGCCAUGGUCAGCAAGGGAAAGGAGAAGGCUAUUCAGUCAGGUCCUUUGGCUGGCCGGGAAUCUGGGCCAGUAAACAAGCGGCCGAGAAUCGAAAGCAGCGGCGCCUUGGUCCCGAUCGAUCAGGUCAUUGAUCUGACGGAUCCUUCUGUGGAAAGGAUGCCUAUGGUCCCCUCCCCUUCAAGGAAACUGGGCAACAGGGGAGGUGUUGCUUCAGAUAGUCUCCCAAUCCCCGAUCGGUUGACGGUGGAGUUUUCCGCCAUGGGUCCCCGAGCCGAAUGCCGGACGCUGUUCGGGCAGACUGCAUCCUCCAUGUGGUGCAGUACUUCCUUGAAGGCUGGCGAGGGCUUCACCAACUUGACCCAUUGGUCUGAUUUGGUCGAAGCAGGCCACGCUGAGUCCCUUAAGGUAUGCCCUUGACUGUUCAGUUCUUUCUUCUUAUAACAUUUUUUGGACUUGUUCUUACUGCUGUUUCUUUUUCCACAGGCCGGUACAUACUAUCACCGGGCCUUCCUAGCAGCUGAACGGGAGAUGACCCUCCUUCAUCAGGAGCUGGACGAGAGCCAAACCCUUUUGGCCGCUGCUAGGAAAAUGGCUGCAGAUCUCCAAGAUCGAGCCAACAAGGGUGACAAGGCCAGGGCUGAAUUGGCCGAACUGGAGCAGAGGCUCCAGCGUCGCGAUCGGGAGAUCCGGGCGCUGAAGGACAAGAUUGCCGCUGCCGAAGCCGCUGGUGUCAAGUUCAAAAAGACCCAGCCUAAAGAGGGCGGACAGCCAGCAGCACCCGUUCAGGCCGAUAUUUCUAGAAUCACUCAGCAGGCAGUGAUUGAUUUCCAACGGGGUAAAGGUUUGAACGUAGCUCUGGAGGAGACUGCCCGGGAGUUCCUUGGAAAGCAUCUUGGGGAGUUCUUGAAGAAGAGUAAGGAUCCUCUUCGUGAUGGCCUCCAGCUCCUGGAUGAGACCCCGUCCGGGACUGCAUUUGCUAAUGCUCUGGCGAGAGACACCCUUGUUAAGUGUCAGGAUAUGCUGGUCGACCGGAACCUGGAGGUGAUCAAGGAGUCUUCUGACGAACCCUUCGACCCCAAGGAGGAAGGUUUUGAUCCGUUAUUCUGCCGUGCUUAUCAACGUGUAAUGGAGAAGAGGCGAAAAGCCAGGGACUUAGCCAAUCCCUCGAACGCCAACUCGGAUGCCGUGCCGAACAAGGAUCCUCCCGUAGCUUAGUUAUCCCUGUUGUACUCCUCCUUUUCUUCUUCUCAUGUGUAAUUCCCGGUCAGUAAUGCCGAAGAAUAAAGAUUGAUCCAUCUCCGAAUAUAGUUGUCUUCCAAGCAUUUUUUUUAUAAGUCAGCAUCAUCAUUAAGAUUCAAGCCGUUCGGCCCGUUCCUAGCACCAAAGUUGAGGUGCAGGCUUGUUGCGCCCUCGAGCACCAUGUUUCAGAUGCAUGCCGUCCGGUUUAUUACCGUCGACUGGUUGUUCCCUGAACGCGCAAGUCCUCAUUUAAUGCUUGCUGCGCCCCCGAGCACCAUGUUUCAGAUGCAUGCCGUCCGGUUCAUUACCGUCGACUGGUUGUUCCCUGAACGCGCAAGUCCUCAUUUAAUGCUUGCUGCGCCCCCGAGCACCAUAUUUCAGAUGCAUGCCGUCCGGUUCAUUACCGUCGACUGGUUGUUCCCUGAACGCGCAAGUCCUCAUUUAAUGCUUGCUGCGCCCCCGAGCACCAUGUUUCAGAUGCAUGCCGUCCGGUUUAUUACCGUCGACUGGUUGUUCCCUGAACAAACAAGUCCUCAUUUAAUGCUUGUUGCGCCCCCGAGCACCAUAUUUCAGAUGCAUGCCGUCCGGUUCAUUACCGUCGACUGGUUGUUCCCUGAACGCGCAAGUCCUCAUUUAAUGCUUGCUGCGCCCCCGAGCACCAUGUUUCAGAUGCAUGCCGUCCGGUUUAUUACCGUCGACUGGUUGUUCCCUGAACGCGCAAGUCCUCAUUUAAUGCUUGCUGCGCCCCCGAGCACCAUGUUUCAGAUGCAUGCCGUCCGGUUUAUUACCGUCGACUGGUUGUUCUCUGAACGCGCAAGUCCUCAUUUAAUGCUUGCUGCGCCCCCCGAGCACCAUGUUUCAGAUGCAUGCCGUCCGGUUUAUUACCGUCGACUGGUUGUUCCCUGAAGGCUAAACUAACUUGUUUGGGUUAUCAUCCGCGUUUUUCCUUAUCCGCAAGGCAAUCACCUCUUGCUGCAAGACAGUUUCACAAUUCGUGUAGUGUCUGCCAUCUUCCAAACCCAUAAUUCCGAUGCAUACCGUCGGUUUUACCGUCCGGGGUCAUCCAUAUCAUGAGGUUGAGAUGUCCAUCCUGGACCAUUGAGAAUAAGGCUCCCAAUCCGGGUCUCCCCCUUAUUCUCUGCCAAAAUAGAGACUCGCCUCCAGGAUACAGCUCGGGUUCCACCACCAUAAGGUUCGGGCGAGCUGUAUGGCCAAGGCAAGAUUUUAAGACCAGAGUCCCGAUCCCCCGCUCGGUCACCAUAUGACUUCGGAUGCCGCCCGGUUCGUCCUACUCAAGAUCUUUUACACCAUCUCCCAAGCUGAGUCCGGGCUUGGUUAUCCUGCACAUUGUACUAUUUUUUUUUUUUUUUUGUGCUGAGAUGAUGGCUCCCCAUGGAUCGAGAUGAAUGACAUCUAUAGAUCAAGGUGAGACUUUUGGCCGAGUUUGUGGUGAUGCCGUUCGGCUUGUUGAUGCCGUUCGGCUCGCAAUAUUCCUCUUAACUCUGGCCUCUUUGGAAGCAUUGUUCUCCCUUUUUUUUUUUUAGAGGUGGCAACAGCCGUUUUUAUUGAUAAAAUUUCCGCAAGUGCGUAGCGUUCCAUAUCCCUGCCGGACAGCCUUCGGUAUCCUGUAGGGAAAAGGUCCCCAUCCGGUACGGUAUUUUUUCCAGACCCGGUAUGGUCCCUCCCAAUUCUUUGACAUCUUCCCGCCCUCUAGCGGUUUGCUUUUCUCUCUAUUCCUCAGGACAAGGUCUCCGACUUCAAUCGAACGGAUUUUAGCCUGUUUAUCCACAUACCUCUUAGUCGCCCGGUGAUAUUCUUCCAUUCGUAAAGCUGAGAGAUCCCUUCUUUCCUCUAUGAAGUGGAGUUCAGCACGCAGAUUGUCCUCAUUCUGCUCAGGAUCAUAGUGGAUGGUUCUGUGAGUGGGCACCAAGACCUCAGUUGGGACCUUAGCCUGAAAUCCAUAAGCGAGGGCGAACGGUGUCUCCCCGGUUGCUGUUCGGGGAGUUGUCCUGUAUGUCCACAAGACGUAGUUUAACUGCUCGGGCCAGGUUGACGUGUAAUCUUCGAGCUUCUUUUUUAUACCAUCCAUGAUGGUUCUGUUCAUGUUCUCUACCUGCCCGUUCGCCUGCGGAUAUGCUACGGAAGCUCUUGAAUGCUUGAUUCCCCAUCUAGUGAGGAAUUCCUCGAAGUUCUUGCUCACAAACUGCCGUCCAUUAUCCGUGAUGACCUGCUCGGGGAGCCCGAAUCUGCAUAUAAUAUUUUGCCAAACAAAACGUUGACAUUGAAAAUCCGUGAUACUGGCCAGGGGUUCGGCUUCCACCCAUUUGGUGAAGUAAUCAAUCCCCACUAUGAUGUACUUCCUUGCUCCGGACGCAUUAGGUAGGGGCCCUAGCAAGUCAAUCCCCCACCUAGCGAAUGGUAACGAUAUGGUCAUCGGGGUGUAAAAAGUUGCAGGCCGCCCGGGUACUGGUGCGUAAAGCUGGCAUACCUUGCACUUCCUUGUGUGUUCGAAACAAUCCUGUUGAAUCGUUGGCCAAUAGUACCCCUGCAGGAUGAUUUUCCUGGCCAGGGUCUUUGGUCCCUGAUGGCUGGAGCAGAUGCCUUCAUGAAUUUCUUCCAUCACAGUUGCCGCCUGAACGGGGGGAAGGCAUUUCAGAUAUGGCCCCCCGAACGUCUUUUUGUACAGCUGUCCGUCCACUAGUUCGAACAUGGGGGCCCUUCGCUGUAUACAAGUGAGGUUGUACACGUCAUUUUUAUCGUUCGGCAAAGUCCCAUCCUUCAGGUAAUUUGUCAAGUCAGUGACCCAGCUUGGGACGGCAUAGGACACGGCAUCUACCCGCACAACCAUUGUUGCCGGUGUGGUCAGUGUUUCUCUCUGCGCGAACCUCUGGAUGUGUGCAGGAAUGCCUGGGGCAUGAUCAUCCCGAACGGCACAUUCCAGUUUGGAUAGGAUGUCCGCCUCACUGUUUUCGAUUCUGGGAAUCUGGUCAACCACCACCUGUUCGAACCUGCCGAUUUCUUCCUCAACCAGUUCCUUGUAGGCUUUUAGCCGUUCUUCCCUAACUUCGGCAGAUCCAUUAAUCUGGCUUACCACCAGCUGACUAUCCGAACGGACUUUUAAUCUGCUGGCCCCCAGGGCCUUGGCAUACUUUAAUCCAGCAAUGAGGGCUUCAUACUCGGCCUCAUUAUUGGUUACCUUGAAGUCAAACUGUACGGAGUAGUAUGCCUUGAACCCCUCGGGGCACGUGAUCACAGCACCCCCACCACAGCCUUUGUUACUGGAUGCUCCAUCCACAUACAUUUCCCACCAAUGGUCAUGUACUUCUCCGUCCGCUCCUUCUUCAGUUGAUCUGGCAGUGCAUUCGGCAAUGAAGUCAGCCAAAGCCUGUCCCUUGAUCGUAGGGCGAGGCUUAAAGUCUAUUUCAUACUGCCCGAUCAGGAGGGACCACUUGGUGAUACGCCCACUUGCCAUAAGAUUUCUCAGUAUGGUGGCCAGGGGCUGGGUAGUGUAGAUGGUGACUGGGUGUGCCUGGAAAUAGGGUGUCAGUCGCUUGAUGGUAGCAAUCAAUGCUAAAAUGGUUUUUUCCAUUAAGGUGUACCUGGUUUCUGGCCCGUUCAGGGCUUUGCUCACAAAGUAAAUAGGGCGCUGAACACCCUCAUCUUCCUUUAAUAAAACAGAGCUGACCGCCAGAUCAGCCACAGCCAGAUACAUAUAGAGAUGUUCCCCUGGGUCUGCUUUAGUUAAGACCAGGGGGGAAGACAGGUACAAUUUGAACUCUUCAAAAGCUGCCUGACAUUCUGCUGUCCAUUCGAACGGGUUGGCCUUCUUCAUUAUUUGGAAAAAUGGAAUGGCACGAUCGGCCAGUUUAGCCAUAAAUCGGCUCAAAGCCGCUAAUCUUCCGGUCAACUUCUGAACUUCUUUCAAGUUCCGCGGUGCCUCCAUGUCCAUGAUUGCCUUUACUUUCUCAGGAUUAGGCUCAAUCCCCCGCUCGCUCAUCAUAUAACCCAAAAAUUUGCCCCCCUUGACUGCGAAGGCGCACUUUUUUGGAUUCAGUCUCAUGUUGGCCUUCUGCAUGAUCCCGAAGACCCUUUCCAUGUCCCGGACAUGAUCCUCCUUCUUCCUGCUCUUGAUUAGGAUGUCAUCCACAUAUGCUUCCAUGGUUACUCCUAGCACCUCUUUGAAAAGCAUGCUGAUCAUUCUCUGGAAGGUAGCCAUGGCAUUUUUCAACCCGAACGGCAUGACGAUGUAGCAGAACACACCGUCCGAGGUAACGAACGCCGUUUUCUCUGCGUCAUCCGGGUGCAUGAAGACUUGGUGAUAACCCCGGAAUGCAUCCAUAAAGCUCAGCAGUUCACACCCUGCUGUCUCGUCUACCAGCAGGUCUAUUCGAGGGACAUGAUAGGGGUCCAUGGGGCAUGCUUUGUUCAGGUCGGAGUAGUCCACACACAUUCUCCAAGUAGAUCCUUUUGGAGCAAGGACCACAUUAGCCAACCAUUCGACAUGGACGACUGGUCUAAUGUGCCUGAUUCUUAGUAAGGUGGCUACCUCCUGCCUUGUGAAUUCCCGCCGUUCGGCCGCCUGAUAUCUUUUCUUCUGUUGGACUGGCCUGGCAUCAGGCCGAACAGCCAACUUGUGGCAUAUGAGGGCCGGGUCAAUUCCCGGCAUGUCUUCGGGUCCUCGGGCAAAUAGGACCUGGAAUCUCUUCAGGACAGCGAUCACCCCCUCCCUGAUUUUCCCUUCAAGGUCCACCCCGAUCGCAAUCUUACGAUCGGGAGGGGAAUCAAGCUCGAUGUAUUCUAGGAGGGUGGCUGGCUCGGGGCCUCCCUCGAACUCCGUACGCCGGGUCUGCACCUCAAUGCUGUUUACCCGCUGUCCCCGGGUGGUCAUUUGUUUCAAAGCCUCCCGGUAGCACGUUCGGGCUAUGGCAGGAUCUGUUCGGGCCACUCCUACACCAGUGUCAGUUGGGAAUUUGAUGCACGAGUGUCGAACAGAGGCAAUUGCCUCCAAAUCUUCUAGCCCCGGACGGCCCAAUAUGGCGUUGUGGGCACAUGCAAUAUCCACCACCACAAACGUCAUCCGGACUGCCGCUCGGUGAAUUUCAUCACCAAUUUCCACCAGAAGCUGGAUGGUGCCCUCAGCCUCUAUUACAUUGCCGGUGAAGCUAGCCAGCGGCGUCUUCAGCUUGGUCAGCUGGUCCUUCUUCAGCUUCAUCUUCUCCAACGUGCGUAAAUACAGCACGUUCACACUACUUCCCGUGUCCACCAGAACUCGGUGGAUCAAGGCGUUGUCUAUACACAUACUCACCACUAGCUCGUCCCUGUGCGGACUUGGUGAGUUGGGUAGAUCAGCCACCCCGAACGUAAUUGGCUCCAAGCGGCCCUUCUUUGUGGGAGGUGCAGCUACAGUGGCAACAUAGAGGCUGCGUUCAAAUUUCUUACGUUCGGCGGUCGUAUCCCCGGUCUCUCCUCCACCAAAGAUGACUUUCACCUCCAAUCGUGGCUUUUUUCCCGGAUUCCCAGACCCCUCAGCCUCCUCUAUAGGGGGAAGGUAUGAAUCAUUACUGGGUUCUGCGUCCCGCUCGACAUCCCGCUUCCAGCUAUUGGUUGGGGGAAGGGCUGUUCAGGUUGGUACUGACAUACUUCCUCAGGUAGCCCUUUUGGAUCAGGUCCUCAAUUGCCACAUGUAGGGCGUGGCAAUCCUUCGUGAGGUGCCCAUUCCGCUGGUGGUAUCUGCAGUAGGAGCUUGGGGUAGGUCCCAUCACGGGCCUUGUGUCAGUAGGGGGAGGAAUGGCGUUGUGUUCCAAAUGGAAAACACCAGCUAUAGACAUGACCAGGGGGUGAAGCGCGUAGUCCUUCGAUGAGGCGCUGCAGCCGCUGGUGUGGGUCCCAAACGUUCUGCCAGUCUUGAAGUGGGAGGUUGCGGGGCCGUUCGGUCCCUUAUCCUGAUCUCUUCUUCCAGGGCCGCAUGGUUCCUGGCCCUUUCCAGGAUGUCUGGGUAGCUGGUCCCCGGAUUUCUCUUCAGUUCCCUGUAUAAAUCUCCCGUCUGAAGGGCAUCUGUAACACUUGAGAUUUAAUAUAAACGGAUUAAUAGUACUACUCAUACCAACAGAGGUGCAUCUCCUUUUAAGGGAGCUCAUUACCCAAGAACUCCAAAGUUAAGCGUGCUCGCACGGGAGUAGUCUUGGGAUGGGUGACCCCCUGGGAAGUUUCUCAGGGCGCGCAUGAGUGAGGACAAAGUGCGCGGUAAAGGCUUGUGGUGGUUUGUGAGGACAGUACUAUUGGUCCGGAGUAACUACCUUGGGUCCGUUGGGGCCGGGGUGUUACAGGUGGUAUCAGAGCAACCCUGCGACAGUGUGCUGAUCCGUUGGAUAUCGGGCAGACACCUAGCAGGGGGAAAGAUUCUGGGAUUUGAUUGAGAUUGGUUUAAGGGCGCAACGAGGACGUUGCGAUCCUAAGUGGGGGUGAUUGUAACACUUGAGAUUUAAUAUAAACGGAUUAAUAGUACUACUCAUACCAACAGAGGUGCAUCUCCUUUUAAGGGAGCUCAUUACCCAAGAACUCCAAAGUUAAGCGUGCUCGCACGGGAGUAGUCUUGGGAUGGGUGACCCCCUGGGAAGUUUCUCAGGGCGCGCAUGAGUGAGGACAAAGUGCGCGGUAAAGGCUUGUGGUGGUUUGUGAGGACAGUACUAUUGGUCCGGAGUAACUACCUUGGGUCCGUUGGGGCCGGGGUGUUACAGCAUCGGUGAAAAGAAGGAUGGCAGUCUCAUCUGUCAUGCCGGUCACCUUCAGGGUUUCAGUCCUCCACCUGGUGACGAACCCGGAAAUUGAUUCCUUCGGUCCUUGUCUCACACUGGUCAGAUACCCGAAAUGCAGCUUCGGGGUUGUGCUGGAGGCGAACUGGGCCAAGAAUAAGGUGGAUAGCUCUGCAAAGCUUCCGAUCGAUCCGGGUUGCAAUGUUCCGAACCAUUCCUGGGCUGGUCCCCGAAGGGUGCUGAAGAACAGCCUGCAUAUUGCCGCGUCGGUGGCCCUUAGCAGCAUGAGGCCACCCUGGUAACUCCUCAGGUGUACGUGGGGAUCUCCCACCCCGUCGUAUGUUAAGCCGGUCGAGGGACGGCAGUCCUUCAGGAUUUCGGCGUUCAUGAUUUCCCUAGUAAAGGGAGAUGUGAUCCCAACCCGUGCUGGCGAGGUUUGUUGGGGCGUCCGAUUGACCUGCUCUCUCAGCUCAGUCAUCUGUCUUCUCAUUUCGUCCAUUUCGUCGUCUUGGGCCGUUCGGGGAGUGUGUGGUAUCCUAGCAUCCACAUAUUCCGGUAUUCUGUUUUGGGGAGGGGCAGUUGUGUUAGCCCUCCUCCGGAUGAAGCGUUCCCCAUCCCUCUGGAUAUACUGGAAGUGUUGUCCAACGGGAUCUACCAUGGGGGUAGGUUCCCUAUAUCCGUUUCGAGGGGCGGACGGGGUUCGACUGGUUGGUGCUUCACGUCUGGGGGUAUGGGCCCUCCAGUGGUUCCUGCGGUGUUCCUCGGAAUGAACUGAGGCCAUCGUGGUCUCAAUGUCCUCCUCUUCGUCGAAAGAUGGCAUGGGACGCAACGGGGAUGGUGGCUCACGAGUUUCAUCGGUGUAGCCCUGUUCCUGUUCGUCCGCCAUGCGUUGCAUGGCCUCCGCCAUCUCCCUCAUCAACUGAGGGUUCAUCCUUACAUCCCGGGGGAUGAUUUGCUCGAACUCCCGGGUGGCACUGCCACUAGCGUGUCCUUGCAUGGACCACCCCUCAGAGGAUCUAUUGCCUCCUCGGACUCUGGAUGUAGAACUCGGUGUUGCGGUAGUAAGUCUAGCCAUUUUCAAGAAAAAAUGGUGCUUAGAUCACGGCUUUGUCUGGACUUUUAGUGUGGUUUCCCACAGACGGCGCCAAUGUUUAAGUUUAUUACCGAAGAUCCGAAAGCCCAACACAAGCCUUGGAUAUUGUAGGGAUAUUGGGUAGGGUUGAAAUGUGUAUAAAAUAUAAAAUAGUGAGAUAAUAUUCAACUCAAGAACUUACUUAUAUUCCGUAAUUAAGCAAUUACACUGGAACUACCCGAACGGUAGAUGAAUAUGAGAUUACAAGGAUGGGAGAUGUAAAUCUAUUGCUAAGCUCUGAGUAUUAAAAUGUUAACCCCUUUACAAUGAUCUAAACAUGGGUAUUUAUACUAAAAUAGGGAUGGGCAAGGGGGCCACGUGGCCGAAUCUGGUAGGCUGUCACCUUUGCUAUGUAAGCACUCAUGCCCCCACUUGCAGCCGCCAUGAUCCAGCAUUAAAUGCGGCCUCUACUUGCUGAUUGCCCGUUCGGGCAAGGUGUUCGGUGUAUGGCGUCCCCACCAUAGGUGAUCUUGUUAUGGAAGUAUCCCGAACGCCGAUCGAUAUCUGGGCCUUGAUACUUUGGCAUAAUUGUUUCCCGGAACGUUCCAAGUAUAAGUUUUAUCCCGAAUGCCGUUCGGGAGUUCUUUGGACUGCCUUGGGCCCGCUGCUUCUUCCCGGAUUUGGGCCUAGGGAUAUUGGGCCUGGACCUAAUAUCCCAACAAGCCUAAAAAGUCCCGUGGUUUUCUCCCUUUCCGGGUUUCCACGUAAAAAUAGUUUGUUCAUACACAUUUAUACAUAUAUUUACUAUAUCGUGUUGGAUUAAACUCAACACCACUGUAGAUUACAAAUUUGCAUACAUGGAGUCAGGGAUGUAGCCAGGUCAUAGAAGAGAGGGUGGGCCAGAUUUCAACAAAACAGUACCAGCUAAACUGAAAAAGUUAAUUGAACUCAACCGUCUUUCACUUUACCAAACUAAUCAAUAAUAGAAUCUAUACUUAUUUCAUGAACGAGAUCUCUUUGAAUGAAAAUGGUCAAACUAUCACUCAGAAUGCAAUGUUGUUUUGGCUUUCUUGGAAGGAUGUUGUUGAGUGGCCAUGAUUUUCUAUGAAAUUAAAUUAUGUAAUAUUUCAAUAAAAUUUAAUAACCAUUAAAACUUAAAUCUAAGUAAACAAACAAUUUAAAAGAUUUUCUUUAUACUUUUGGAUUGGAAACUAUAACAUUAACUCCUACAAAGUAUAACCUAAAAACUGCUAAAUCAAUACAUCUAUCGUAUUGAGUGAUCUCAGUCCAACAAUUUCGAUUUUUUAAUAGCAUACCAACAAAUAGCAAUACUAAUAUAAUACAGUUUUGAAUUUCAUGCUCGACAAAGUAACAAAUAUAAAAUAAAAACACAUAGUCAUAUAAUGAUACCUACAGUUUAGCAAUUAUGAGCUGAACAAAUCAAGAAAUUAAUUAAACAUAAUUUUAGAAAUCAGUGUUAGAAAAUACUAGUAAUACCUUAAAAUCGCAGAUAAAAAUGGAGAUUAGGAAUUGAAGUCACUGAUUUACUUCAUUCAUGCGAGAGCUUCAAUUUUCUUUAGAUGUUUGUUUUUGUUCGUGGAAUUAUUCUCUGUCACAGACUAGAAGGAGCUCAGAUGCUAAUUGCGAAUGAAGAUCAGAGGUUUGGCCGUUUGGGACUUUCGGCUGAUCAGAGGUUCUUUAUCUAGACAGCGUAUAUUCAACAUCAGUAAUGUCAAAUUCGAAUAAAAAUUUAAACUUUCAACAUAAUCCCUAAGUAUCAAAAUUUUAACUUUAGUUUACCAUAAAAGUAAGAAGCCGAAGGUUUUUAAAACUGAGACAGUGAAACCUGUAGCGAAAGCUUUCGGUAGCGGACGUUUGGCUAAGCCCAGGUCGCAAUAUAGCUUUGGAGAGAUAGACGGAAGAAGAAGAUAGUGACAAGGGCCUUGUUUGCAACCACAUGUGUUUAAAUAAAAGCACUUUUUGAUAAAAAGUUGUUAUGAUAAAAGUUGGUAGUGUUUGGUAAAAUAAGUGUUGUUUGUGUAAUAGAAAAAGUAAAAAGUAGAUUGUACACGGAAGCCGAGAAAGUAAAAAUUGGUAGUGUUUGGUAAAAUAAGUGAUUUUUUCUUUUAAAAAAGCCAAAAUCACUUUUCUUAAGUGGUUGCAAACAAAGCUUUAGUUGGUUGUGUCAACUGUUUCCUAACAGCUGGUUGUGUUAACUGUUUUGACCGGCUGGUUAUGUUAGCUGUUUUGACCGGCUGGUUAUGUUAGCUGAUAGAUAACUGUUUGGUAAAAUUGGUUGUUUCGAAAUGGCUGAUAGAGUUUAAAUUUAACCAGCCGAAUGAAGAAGCUGCUCCCCUUAACUUCUUCAACAAUCAAUUUUUUCAGCUUUUCAAACUCAACAAGCUAAUUUUAAAAGCCAUUUACCAAACAUCAUUAUUAGCUUCUUUGACCAAUCAAACAGAAAUGGGUCAAACAAGACGGCUGAUAAGUCAUUUGCCAAACAUACCCUUCGUGGGUUUGGUUUUUAGUCCUUUUGCUUCCAAAAGGGUUAGGGUCUGUUAUGGAAGGAGGAUAAAUAUAAUUCCCUGAAGCACCCUUCGUGGGUUUGGUUUUUAGUCCUUUUGCUUCCAAACGGGUUAGGGUCUGUUAUGGAAGGAGAAUAAAUAUAAUUCCCUGAAGCAGGGAUCAUGUGUGCCUUACACAGAGCAUGUACUAAAUAUUUUAAAAGGCUCAAAAUAUACCAGUAAAAAACUACUCCGUAUUAUAAUACAAAAUUUAUUCUAUUAAUAAAUAUGCCCUUUGAUGUAAUUUCACAUUAUUCCAAAACUUUUCAGUUCUUUUGCCAAAUAGAUCUACUUCAUUCAGUUAGUGAUUCAGAUUCAACAUUUCAGAAUCCAGUUCCAGACAAUAAGGGCCUGUUUACUAACAGAGAUAUUUUCCAGUUUUCUAGAAAACUGGAAAACUGGAAAACAGAAAACAGGAAACGUGUUUACCAAAGAAAUUCCUGGAAAACUGGAGAAAGGAAAAAAGAAAAACGCGUUUACCAAACCGUUUUCCAAAACGGAAAAAAUGAGACAUGUCUCUCUUUUCCUUAAUGAUUUGGAGAAGUGACUUUUACUAGUUUUCCAAAUUUGGAAAACAAAGAUGCUGCAAUGCCGCUGCAAUGAAUUUGCAUACUUACACCUAGUGGUGGGUCCGGUCCCUGUGACACUCCAAAAAAAAAAAAAAAAAAAAAAAAAAAAAAAAAAAAAAAAAAAAAUUUAAAUGAAAUAAAAUAAUUAAACAGGAAAAAUUUAACGUGUGAGAAAAGUGACAUUUCUAUGUUAGUCAAAUGAAAGGUUGACUUAAAUGUUAAAAAAAAAAUUUAAUUAAAAACGACUUUUAACAAGUUUUAAUCUUAUUAUACAAACAGUACUACGUAUUAUUAUUAAAAGGAUACAUUUUAGAGUCACGGUGAACUAAUUGUACUUCGUACAAAUACAUACCAUACUUACAUGCCUAGUUACAUGGAAACCGCUAUGCCUAAUAAACGUGCGCCUUGGAAACGCUCGGCAACGAUAUUAAUAAUGAAUGAACCGAAAUCUAGAAUUCUCCUGUGUACUUUUAUACUCCGUAUAUAACACCCGACGGAACCCCUGCGCCAAACCAAGCCCAAACCCUAGGGUGUAGAAGCUUACCCCUAGCCGCCUAGAAGUACAUCGGCUAAACAGAGACAUCGCCGUCGCCAGAAUAUACGCACCUUUUCUUAUGAAGACGGGAAGUGAGAGAGAGACACAGACAGCCACAUCCGCCGAUGUCAUCCCGCUUGAAGUAGUGCACUUCCGAGUUUCACCGGAGAAGAAGAGUAUCAAGUGUCGUCGGAGGAACAGUUUCACGCCCGAAAUAAAGAAUUCGUCGGCUAUAUAUGCAUAUACAUACUACAUCACCGAUGUUCUGUGCGGACCAGAGGAAGACGAACAGCUUGACCCACGUUAGAAGAGACGCGAGCGAAGCCGGGUCGUCACUCAAGUUUGAAGUGUCAGAGUUAAGGUACCGGGCGGCUAUCUUCACACCAGAGAGGAUCGCUGGAAGAAGAGCUGAGCGGAAUUCUGCUGCUGGGUGACGCCGCUAGUUGCUGUUGAUCGUCGGAGGGAACCUACGCUUGCCGGCUAACCCAGGCCAAUCGACGAAGAAGAUCAAAGAAGAAGAUAUACAGUACGUUUUCUCUUCUUCUUGUUGCGAACGUGCGUACUAUUUUAGCAUGUAUUGGACCCGGGCUGUUUUACAACUAAUGAAUUGUAAUGCUCAGAUUAGUUAAUAAGAUGGCCUUAGGCCAAAAUAUUGGGUUGGCCGAACUGUUAAUUAAAGGUAAAAAUAAUAAUAAUUUAUGGACUAUCAUAUAGAUCGAUAAUUUGAGAAAUAAAAGAAUCAUAAAAAGGGGAAUUUAUAAAUAAAAGGGUAGAAGAAUUUAACUAUAAGUUGAUAUUGAUAUUAGAAUUUUAACAUUCUUAGAAGGUAGAUUGGUGAGGAGCAAAGUAGAAGAUUUCACUAGAGUAUUCGGAGUUUGAGGUAAGUUUCUCUGCCGAUCCAAAAUUGUUUCCUCGUAUUAUAUGAUUAUUAUUACGUGUUAUGUGAUUUAAGUGUGAAUUGUGAAUUAUGAGUAUGUGAUUUUGAGGAAUAUAAAUUAAGAGUACUUUUUGGGGUAUAUUACCUUUGAGACUAAUUAGAGAGAUUGGGAAGUAUUUUUGAAGUAUAUCUUAAUUCAAGAUAAAAGUAAAGAUUUUAUAAGAGGUGAGCACCGCGGGAGAAAUCCGCGGUGUCGGUUUUCCACAUCCGGAUAAAUGUGGAGGGUGAUUAGGGUUGCUACUACUAAGAAGUAAAGUUUGAGUUUGAAGUAACAUUUGGAUCUAUGAUCCCUUUUAAGAAGAAGUUAUAGUAGUAGCCCCUAAUCAUUCAGAGAUAUCUUAUUCAGGGGUAGUUGGUAGACUGAGUCCCGAUUACUCGUGACGACUUACUACUCGGAGGGCUUGGAAUCCCUUUUUGGGGGUGUGCACACUUAAGGUAGUCGUUUCGUUUCCGCAAGAGCAGUUGUGGUACCGGCACUUGUUCGGGGUGGCCGUCCGUAACCACGGUCCACCGGGCUCAGUCGAAAGGUUGAGCACCGCCCUUCUAAAUUACUAGGAAGUUAGAGAAGAAGUGAUUUUUGAGAUAAUCAAAGAAGAAGAGAAUUUUUAUGGAGUGUGUUAUUUUUAUAUAGUAUUAUAUAAAAAUCUAUUUCAGCCAAACCUGAUUAUUUUACGGGGUUGGGUAGUACUUACUUAGCUCUAAAGCUAAUUUUUGUUUUCUUUUCUUUGUUUUGUUUUCUGCACUUUAUUUGUGCAGGUGAUGAUCCUUUGUCGAUUGAUGAUUGCUUGAUUCCCGAGAGCGGUUUAGAGAUGCCUUAGACAAACUUAGUCAAGAAUAAACAUUUUAAUUUACUUAUGUUUUGAACACUAGUUUUAGUUUGUUUUGUCUGGGGUUAGCCUGUGCAUUCGGUUAAGAGAUGACCGGAUGUGGCGGUAACACCCAUUUCCCAUUUAAUAUUAUUUCCGCUGCAAAACUUUUUAUCUGUUUUGAUAGAAUAAAUCAAGUUUAUUAUCAAUAAAUCUAUUAUUUCAAGUACUAUUUUGGAAGGGAAAAUGGGGGUGUUACAGUCCCGCUCCGAUGUCGAUUCCAUUCCGGUACCUCCAUCCUCGUACCUUACCCCUUACCCCUACCCUACCCUACCUUACCCACCCAACCCAACCCCGCAUACCCAUUUUCCCCUAUAAUGACCCUACCCCACCCCGGCCCCCACCCCCAUCCAC